AUGUCUGCCUCGGAACCUUUCCCCCUCCUCAACACAGCGAGCGAGCAACUGCACCACGAGUCCAACGUGGCUGCGGCGCGCCGGCGGAGGAAGUCGAGCGCCCUGGGCAGCGAACUCCGUGUGGGUGAUACUGGAGCCCCGAGUUUAGCUACGAGUCUGGCGCAUCUGGGUGGCACGCCGGAUAGCCCUCAGUUCAAGUCUCGAGCUCCCCUCAGCAAGCAAGCAACACGGCCGCUGACAAUCGAUCCCGAUCACCAGCCCGAUGGCAAGGAGAAGCGACUCUCCAAGCGGCGCAAGGCCCGCUCGCUCGCGCGCCGAGUCAAGAACUUCGCCCUCAAGCACACCUGCGUCCUGCCCCUCGCCAUCCUCCUCGCCUUCCUCUCCGUCUAUGCAGUCAACCCGACCGAGUCCAACCCGGUCCACCGCUUCAUCUUCCUCUCCUACCGCCUGCCCACUGCCCCCGGUCAGCCGGCGCAGUACGGCAAGGGCCCCUGGGACGUCGCCUUGGUCUCCUUCUAUACCGUCGUCUUGUCCUUCACCCGCGAGUUCGUCAUGCAGGAGCUCCUGCGGCCCCUCGCCCGCUACUCCGGCCUGACCUCGCGCGGCAAGCAGACUCGGUUCAUGGAGCAGAUGUACACGGCGCUCUACUUUGCCGUCCUCGGCCCCGCCGGUAUGUAUGUCAUGAGCAAGACGCCCGUCUGGUACUUCAACACCACAGCCAUGUACGAGGGGUUCCCGCACAAGACGCACAUCGCCGAGUUCAAGUUCUACUACCUUUUCCAGGCCGCCUACUGGGCCCAGCAGGCCAUCGUGCUCCUGCUCGGCAUGGAGAAGCCGCGCAAGGACUUCAAGGAGCUCGUCGGCCACCACAUCGUCAGCCUGGCCCUGAUCGGCCUGAGCUACCGAUUCCACUUCACCUAUAUUGGCUUGGCCGUGUACAUCACCCACGAUAUCAGUGACUUCUUCCUUGCUACCUCCAAGUCGCUCAACUACGUCGACGGGCCUUUCAUGGGCCCCUACUUCGCCAUCUUCGUCGCCGCCUGGGUCUACCUGCGGCACUACCUCAACCUGCGCAUCAUCUGGUCCCUCUUCACCGAGUUCCGCACCGUCGGCCCCUUUGAGCUGGACUGGGCCACCGAGCAGUACAAGUGCACGCUCUCGCAGGUCAUCACCACUGUCCUGCUGUGCUCCCUCCAGGGCCUCAACCUCUUCUGGUUCUACUGCAUCAUGCGCAUCGCCUUGCGCUUCGUCUUCAAGGGCCAGGCCAAGGACGACCGCAGCGACGGCGAGGACGACACCGAGGAGGAGGAGGAGGAAUCCUCCUCCGGCGGGCCCACCAUUGUCGUGGACGACGAGAAGAUGAGGGCGGCGGCGGCGUCGUCAACGGCCGUCUCCAACGGCAGCGCUGUUCCCAGGGCCAACGGCAAGGCUAAGAGAUAA
Messenger RNA from Thyridium curvatum, 1440 nucleotides. RefSeq lists its product as uncharacterized. Gene Ontology annotation, cellular component: membrane. Gene Ontology annotation, biological process: ceramide biosynthetic process. The coding region runs from base 1 to 1440 and encodes 479 amino acids. Lineage: Eukaryota; Fungi; Ascomycota; Sordariomycetes; Thyridiales; Thyridiaceae. Gene Ontology annotation, molecular function: sphingosine N-acyltransferase activity. The transcript has 3 exons. The record is from RefSeq and is a predicted model, not a curated record.